Peronospora matthiolae is the source of this 840-nucleotide messenger RNA. Lineage: Eukaryota; Oomycota; Peronosporomycetes; Peronosporales; Peronosporaceae. The record is from the annotation of a GenBank genome assembly.
AUGGAUGGUCUGGAGGCUCAGAUCAAAAACUUGGAGUCGUUGGUCAACAUCCCGUUCCCUAGCACGCUGCGAGCUAUGCAAUCUUUUCUCAGGAGCUUGAACUACUACCGCCGCUUCAUUGAGGAUUUCGCGGUGUUGUAUGAGUUAAGAGAAUUGGAUUUCUUCGAGAUCGGCCGAUCUCAGCUUGCAGCAGGAGACGAAUGCUCCAACGAGGGUCGAUGGACGGAAGCCAAGGUUGCUUUCAAUUUGCUAAAGGCUAAGAUAGCUACAGCUCCCAUGCUCAAACAUUUCGAACCCGAUCGCCCUCCAGUGAUCGUGGUCUACGCUAGCAAGUGGGCUGUUUCAGCGGCCCUGAUACAGGAGUACGAUGGCGUGUACCAUCCGGUGACGUUUACGAGCCGCACUUUAAAGCCCAAUGAGCUUAACUACGGAACGGUGGAAAAGGAAGUGCUGGCGUUACUUCGUGUUUUGGAUGUGUGCUAUACUACGCUUGCUUCGCGGGAGAUCACUUUGCUGACCCGACAUUCUACGUUAGCGUGGUUGAUGCAAUCUCGAGGGCUCAACGGGAGAUUAGGACGGUGGGCUGCUUUGCUGUCGAACUGGACUAUGGAGGUGAAGAGGUGCGAAAAAGGAGAAGAAGAGAUUUUGGGCAUGCUAGCUGCGAGUAUCACCCCGAGAGAAGAGGUGCAAGAGAUGCUGAUUGCGAUUUCCCCCCGAAAGGACUGCCGACUCAAAAUAUCGACGCCCCUUCCAAUGGUGGAAGCAGACGAGGAGUUGCUGGUGGCCAGUUUUGAUGGAUCGGCGAGGAUAAAAAUAAAGGAGGGUCGUACAGUGCUGUGA